This is a messenger RNA of Gastrolobium bilobum, 954 nucleotides long. Its product is annotated as proteasome subunit alpha type-6-like. Gene Ontology annotation, biological process: ubiquitin-dependent protein catabolic process. Bases 40 to 780 code for a protein of 246 amino acids. The transcript has 8 exons. Gene Ontology annotation, cellular component: nucleus; proteasome core complex, alpha-subunit complex; proteasome core complex. NCBI's taxonomy places the organism in Eukaryota, Viridiplantae, Streptophyta, Magnoliopsida, Fabales, Fabaceae. The record is from RefSeq and is a predicted model, not a curated record.
AAGAAAGGGUGAGAGAGAAGAUCGAAAACCGGGUUCAACAUGAGUCGAGGAAGCGGUGGGGGAUAUGAUCGUCACAUAACAAUAUUCUCGCCGGAAGGGAGGUUGUUUCAGGUGGAGUACGCUUUCAAGGCCGUUAAGUCCGCCGGAAUAACCUCCAUCGGUGUCCGAGGAAGCGAUUCAGUUUGUGUCGUUACUCAGAAAAAGGUUCCGGACAAACUAUUGGACCAGACAAGUGUCACACAUCUCUUUCCCAUCACAAACUACCUUGGUUUGUUGGCAACUGGCAUCACAGCUGAUGCUAGGACGUUGGUUCAACAAGCAAGGAAUGAAGCGGCUGAGUUUCGCUUUAGAUAUGGAUAUGAGAUGCCAGUGGAUGUAUUGGCUAAGUGGGUCGCAGACAAAUCACAAGUCUAUACUCAACAUGCUUACAUGAGACCACUUGGAGUAGUGGCAAUGAUUUUGGGUAUUGAUGAUGAAUAUGGACCUCAACUUUAUAAAUGUGACCCGGCUGGUCAUUACUUUGGCCACAAGGCCACAAGUGCUGGAUUAAAAGAGCAAGAGGCAAUUAAUUUCUUGGAAAAGAAGAUGAAGAAUAAUCCUUCAUUUACCUAUGAGGAGACUGUGCAGACUGCCAUUUCCGCCUUGCAAUCAGUUCUUCAGGAGGAUUUUAAGCCCACUGAGAUUGAGGUCGGAGUGGUGCAGAAGGAAAAACCAGAAUUUAGAGUUUUAUCCACCGAGGAGAUUGAUGAGCACUUGACUGCCAUAAGUGAGCGUGACUGAGUUCAAAGCUAUGGUGAAAUUUGUUAAGCUUCUCGGAUUAGAUAAAAACAAGGAUGAUUGUUGAUGUUUUUAUGUUAAAUUAAAUCACAAUGUGCCUAUAGCAAAUUUCCCGAGGUUAUUGGUUUGAUUUUCUUUAUGAUAUUUGUGAGUAAUGUUAGUAUUAUACAAGUCUGA